This is a messenger RNA of Trifolium pratense (red clover), 614 nucleotides long. RefSeq lists its product as uncharacterized. The coding region runs from base 11 to 439 and encodes 142 amino acids. The transcript is spliced from 2 exons. The record is from RefSeq and is a predicted model, not a curated record. NCBI's taxonomy places the organism in Eukaryota, Viridiplantae, Streptophyta, Magnoliopsida, Fabales, Fabaceae.
GGGAUAGAGUAUGUCUUCCCUCCAUAAUAAGAAGCGGGAACGCCCUUAUGAUUCGGAAGAUGAUCACCAACCAAACAAUGAGGUACGACUAGGAGUACAACACAAAAAACAACAACCAACACGCACUCCUCUUUUCUCCAUAUCUCCGCACAGUGAAGGAGGAACCUCAAACUCCAAUGUUACAACAAAACUUAGAUCAACAUCAAGGGAAUUGGAGUAUCCAUUAAAGAGCGAUAUUAGUGUAACUCUGUUGGUGGAAAAUGGAGAGUAUAAUCUGAAACUCACAAGUGUUCCAACUGACAACAAAAUGACAAACCAUGCACACACCGCAGCUAUGUUGUUAUCUCAAGGAGAACUUCUUUGCAAACUUGGACAUAAAUUGCUUUCUGAUUUAGGAGCACACCAUGAAUCUAAGACUUAUAGAAUUUUGGACUUGUAAUUGUCAUGCUAAACAAGCACGUUGUUGUUUUAUUUCAAUCCUUUGUUUUUGAGGUUUCAAAAUGUUUGUUAGGAAGUAUCUUGCUUCUAAUGGUUCAAAUGAGAUGCUUCUCCACCACUACACUAUCUAUAUGUGGAGAUCAUUGUAUUAAUAAAUUCUAUUACCUUUUAACCCA